AUUUCAUAUGUAUCACAUUGUAUUGAAAUUUCAAAUUCGAAGUGUUCUAAAUGCACAAUUUGGCACUCCAGAAAUGAUAAUGGAACUUUGUGUGACGAGCAUGUGGUUUGGUGGGUGCUUUUUAUUAUUAUUUUAUUUGCCAUUUUUGUGAUAAUAAUAUUUAUAUUGUCGUUUGUAUUAACUAUAAAACACAUUGACAACAAAAUGCAUCAAAAAGAAAUUGCGAAGACAACAACACUCUUUAAAAUAAGUCACUCAAACAUCACUUUUAUUCAACUUGGUGAUGACGUUGUUGUUAAUAGAACCGAACUUAAUUUUGGUGAUCAAAUUGAUGUCGACACACAACAGCGAGAACUUCUGUGUGUUGGGAACACCUCAAAGCACAACAUGAAAAUUCAAAUCACAACAAAAAGUGCGACAAUUAAAAAAUACGAAUUUGACUCAAAUCCAAAGAUAAUUGUUUUACCAAGUGGCGAAGCUUGUGAGUUUGAGAUAUUAUUAACAUUAAAUUGCACUACUAAUAUUAACCAAAGUAUUAUGUUAGUCACAAACUUAUUUACAAAAAGAAAUGAUGUCAUUAAAAAAUUAACAAUUACAGCAACUUCAAAAUUGACGACACGACUCGAUCCGGACGAGUUACAAGAAGACAACAUACUUGGUGAAGGAUCUUUUGGAAUUGUUUACAAAGGGAAAUACAGGAAUAAUGAUGUCGUUAUCAAAAAGAUGAAACUGUGUAAUAAUAAUGACAUUAUUGACGAUUUUACAAAAGAAGUUGCAAUGUUGGACAAAUUUCGAAGUGAGUUUAUCGUCCAUUUCUAUGGUGCCGUAUUUAUACCAAAUAAAAUUUGUAUGGUCACUGAAUUAGCAAAAUUUGGAAGCUUACAAGACUUGAUGAACAAUAAAAAUAGUGAAGAAAUUGAUAUGAAAUUGAGAGUAAAAUUUAUAAUAGAUGCAGCAAGAGGAAUACAAUAUUUACACUCAAAUGAUAUUUUACACAGAGAUAUCAAGCCAGACAAUGUCUUAGUGUUCUCACUUGAUUUAAACAACAAAGUGAAUGCUAAGUUGACUGAUUUUGGAGCAAGUCGAAAUGUCAACAUGUUGAUGACUAACAUGACAUUCACUAAAGGAGUUGGAACACCUAAAUAUAUGGCACCUGAAAUCUUGAACAAAGAGCAUUACAAAAAACCAGCAGAUGUCUAUUCGUUUGCUAUUACAACGCUUGAAUGCUUUUUGUGGGGUGAGGCGUUCCCAAAAAGUACUUACAUAUUUCCAUGGACUAUUGCAGAUGAUGUAGCUUCUGGAAAAAGACCAAUAACCAUUAAAACGCUUGAUGAGAAGUACAGAAAUGUUAUCGAAAAGUGUUGGAAACAAAAUACUCAAGAGAGAUGUACUAUUAUUGAAAUCAUUGAUGAACUUAAAACAAUAAUUUAA
Molecule: messenger RNA, 1431 nt
Organism: Entamoeba invadens IP1
Lineage: Eukaryota; Evosea; Mastigamoebida; Endamoebidae
Product: protein kinase domain containing protein
Exons: 1
Biological process (GO): protein phosphorylation
Molecular function (GO): ATP binding; protein kinase activity
Source: RefSeq, a predicted model, not a curated record